Penaeus vannamei (Pacific white shrimp) is the source of this 1334-nucleotide messenger RNA. The record is from RefSeq and is a predicted model, not a curated record. Lineage: Eukaryota; Metazoa; Arthropoda; Malacostraca; Decapoda; Penaeidae.
GUUCAGCACUGAUGCAGAACAAGGGACCUACGCAAGAGUAAAUAAUGUUGGCUGAGUUGUUACUUGGGGCGGCGCUCCUCUACCUCCUGUGGUUCGCGGUCUUCAAAAAGCCUGAUGGGCUGCCACCAGGCCGAUGGGGUCUUCCGCUGGUCGGCUACAUACCCCUCAGCGGAAAACACAUGGAGGAGCAAUUCAAGGACCUCCAAAAACAACACGGGGACAUUUACUUAUGGCGAAUGGGCACCCAGGUGAUGGUCUUCCUGCACAGUUACCAGCUCAGCAAAGAAGCCCUCGGCAGUAGUGCUUUUCUCGACCGUCCGACGUCGGAAGUGUUCAGACUUAUGGAGCCUGUUGCUCAUGGUGUAAUUGGAAGCAACGGCAACAUCUGGCACACCAACCGCCGCUUCAGCCUCCGCCAACUCCGGGAUCAGGGAAUGGGCAAGUCCAGCUUGGUCUCCGCGAUCCAAAAGCAAGCCCGCGAGUUGGUCGAGGCGCUGAAAGGCCAAGCGAGCAAGCCGGAGCGCAUCCCCCGGGAUCUGCGGGUGGCUGUUAUCAACAUUAUCUGGCAUAUGGUUGCGAGCAAACAGUUUGAAAAAACGGAUCCCAAGCUGCAAGAAUUCAUCGACAUUUUUGGCGAUCUGAUGAAAAAUUUCGGACCAAUAGUAAUGCCCGAUUUUAUCCCUUGGAUUAAGUAUUGUCUUCCCGAUUUCCUCAUACGCCGCCUCUUCUCCGUCGAAAUACUUUACACUCUGAAGGAUAAAUUCUUCGAUUACUGCCAGGAACUGAUCGAGGAACACAAAGCUUCCCUGGAUCCUGAUGAUCCUAAGGACCUAAUUGAUGGCUACCUUCUUGAUAUCGAGGCAUCGAAAGACGACCCAGACACGAUUCGAACAGAAAGGGAUCUGUGCAUCCUCAUCCUGAACCUGUUCUUCGCCGGCAGUGAAACCACGGUCGGGACCCUCGCCUUCAUGUUCUUCUACCUAGCCAACCACCCGGAAGUUCAGAGGAAGUUCCAGGCGGAGAUCGACGAGGUUCUGCCGAAAGGGCUACACUCGAGGACCGAAGCAGAGGCCACUCUAGGGUGUUUCACCUGGACAGAUUGGGGGAAGUGUGUUCGUAGGUUCACCACAGCAAUCUAUGAUCGGUUAACAUUGCUUGAAAACCUGACAAACCAUGUAGUCCUGUGGAAAUUCUUGAUGUAUGAGUCCAUUGGUGAACGUCCGAGGACAAGGCAGAACGUUGGAGGCCACAGAUGCAUGUCACAUGGCUCGUCUGAACAGGGAUUUGCACAGUUCCUUAGUACGCAGGGCUCUGCCUCUGCUGAAAAAGGAUAA